Dryobates pubescens (Downy woodpecker) is the source of this 360-nucleotide messenger RNA. Its product is annotated as homeobox protein not2. Gene Ontology annotation, molecular function: DNA binding; DNA-binding transcription factor activity, RNA polymerase II-specific. The record is from RefSeq and is a predicted model, not a curated record. Lineage: Eukaryota; Metazoa; Chordata; Aves; Piciformes; Picidae. The transcript has 2 exons. Bases 13 to 360 code for a protein of 115 amino acids. Gene Ontology annotation, biological process: regulation of DNA-templated transcription; central nervous system development; neuron differentiation.
UUGUCUCACUGCAUGGGGGCUAACUCGCUGGGCCCUGCUGUGUCCUGGAGGUCUGGAGGGCCCUGCAAGAUGAAGAGGGUCCGGACGGUCUUCAAACCAGAGCAGCUGGAGCGGCUGGAGCAGGAGUUCCUCAAGCAGCAGUACAUGGUGGGCACAGAGCGAGUAGACCUGGCUGCAACUCUGCAUCUCACAGAGACUCAGGUGAAGGUCUGGUUCCAGAACAGGAGGAUCAAAUGGAGGAAGCAGAGCAUGGAGCAGAAAGCAGCAAAGCUGUCACAGUUUGGGGUGAUACAGCCUGCCACUGCGGACUCCACAGACAUCAAGGACCAUGAGGAGGACACUGUGGAUGUUGAGCUUUGA